This is a messenger RNA of Ostreococcus tauri, 1230 nucleotides long. RefSeq names its product 26S proteasome, regulatory subunit Rpn7. The record is from RefSeq and is a predicted model, not a curated record. The transcript has a single exon. Gene Ontology annotation, biological process: proteasome-mediated ubiquitin-dependent protein catabolic process. The coding region runs from base 1 to 1230 and encodes 409 amino acids. NCBI's taxonomy places the organism in Eukaryota, Viridiplantae, Chlorophyta, Mamiellophyceae, Mamiellales, Bathycoccaceae.
AUGCCGGACGAAGAGAUGCGGACGUCGAACGACGAGGCGCCGAAGACGGUGGACGAGGAAACCGCCGACGUCGUCGACGACGCGAGCGCGACGCCCGUGAGCGAGGACGUGGAGCUCGCGCAGAGGAUCUUCGAUUGCGAACGAGAUCCCUCGAACGCGGACGCGAAAGCGGCGUUGAUGGCGAUCGUGGAGGGACGGAACAUGGUGGCGACGUACACCGCGAUGUGCGAGCGGUUCGCGUGGCCGAGCGAUGUGGGAACGGUGGAGCGGAUGACGAACGCGAACGCUGAGCGAUUGAAGGCGAUCGAGGCAAAGAUCGAAGACGCGAGGGAAAACUUGGGAGACGUCGAGGUGCGAGAUGCGAUGCACGAGCGAGCGACGUUUUAUGCAUCGAUUGGUUCGUGCGAGAAGGCGGUGGAGGCGUUUGAAGAGACGGAGGGCAAGACGACGAGCGCGGGGCAAAAGCUUGACGGGGCGUUUUCCUUGAUGCGCAUGCGGCUCGGGCGGAUGGAGCUAAACGAGGUCAGGAAGCUCAUCGAGAAAAUUAAGGAUAUGCUAGAGCAACCUGGCGGUGGAGACUGGGAGCGUAAGAACCGUCUCAAGGUAUACGAGGGGUUGCACGCGGCAGCGACGAGAAACUUUGAGUUGGCCACCAAGCUGUUUUUGGAUUCUUUGAGCACGUUCGCCUCGUACGAGCUCAUGACGUACGACGACUUUGUGUUCUACGCCGUCAUAUGUGCUAUUGUCACACUUCCGAGAACGGAGCUCAAGGCGAAGGUGAUUGACUCUCCAGAGGUUUUGAGUGUGUUGAACCGUCUUCCCGGUUUGGGUGAUUUUUUGAACGCGUUGCACAGAUGUGACUAUCGCACCUUCAUGGCCGCCUUCCCAGUUGUCGCGGCGCAAGUCGAGAGCAACGUGUGGCUAAGUCCGCACUACCGAUACUUCUUGCGCGAGGUGCGUGUCGUCGCCUAUGCGCAGUACCUGCAGAGUUACAAGAGCGUCACGGUGAAGAGUAUGGCGGACAGCUUCAACGUGAGCGAAGACUUCAUCGAUCGUGAGCUCUCGCACUUCAUCGUCGCUGGGCGCUUGAACUGUAAGAUCGACAAGGUCUCAGGGGUGCUGCAAACGAACCGUCCGGACCUUAAAAACUCGCUGUACCAGACUCUCAUCAAGGAUGGCGAUGCGUUGCUGAACAACGUCUCCAAGCUCAGCCGAGUGAUAGAUCUCUAG